AUGUCAAAAAAUAGUUUAGACAGUAUGGAAGCAAUAUCAGAAAAUGGUCUGGCCGAACAGCUGGCAUCGGUACAAGAAAUGGUUCAAGAAAUUAAACAAGGUUUUGUGGAAGUGAUGUCAGAAUUAUCUCAUUCCCAGACUACAGAGGAAAAUAAUUGGCGCCAAGUUUGUGAAACACAGGAUACCCAUCAAGAUCAAAUAACUCAAAUACAGACCACAGUUACUUCUUUAAAGAAUGAAGUACAGGGUGAACUGAAGAAAUUAAACAACAAAAACGUGGAAAUUGAGGACAAGAUGAAGAAUCUUGAGAAAGAAAGAGAUACAUUAUUAGACCGUCUGGAUAAUCUACAGAAAUUAUAUGAUAGUCUUGUAUAUCAAUUAGUAAGAUGUGGGUCUUUACCAGAUACAAUAAGAAAUGAAAUGGUGAAUGGUAAUUUGGAGUUAUCUCACCCUACACCAUGGCCAGAAAAACAAUUGACACAUUCUUCAUCACAUUCUAAAGAUUUAAGUUUAAAUGGUGACAGUGAUGUAACAUCUCUAGCCUGUAAAAGUUUAAGUUUAUCACAAGCUCUGAAAGAGAAAUGUAUGAAUUUAAAUCUGUCAGAAUCUAGUGAUGAUGAUCAUUCACAUCCUUGGCAACAGCCAUUGGAUUCUCAAUCUGGAAGCAGUAAAAGUAGAGGUUAUCAUUCACCACGAAAAUUAUCUCAAGUUGAUGUUUCCGAAUCAGGACCAAGAUUACAAGCUAUAGAAGAAUUAAUCCAGUCAGAGAAAGAUUACUGCUCACAAAUCUGGACCAUUUUAGAUGAUUACUUGGCGCCAUUACAAGAACGUCAUUUUCUUAGUGCAAGGGAGAUAAGUGUGUUGAUACCACCGUAUGUUGGCCAGAUAUAUGAUCACCAUUGUCAGAUAUUAUCAACAUUACAAGAACGAGUAUCAUAUUGGGGUUCCAACGUUUCUAUUGGAGAUAUUUUCUCUAGAAUGACUGAUAGUGAAGAGGAGAACAUCAUGUCAAUUUAUAGAGAAUAUAUCGCUGAUAUACCUGCAGCUGUAGGCUGUUUACGGCGACAUGUUCAACAAUCUAGAAAUUUUAAAACAUUUAUCAAGGGUCAGAAAUCUCGACACCCUGAUGGCAGUGAUUUAUUAUCAUUGAUGAUGUCACCAUUACAGAGAAUUCCACGCUACUCAUUAUUACUACAGCAAAUAUUGAAACAUACCCCAUCCACUCAUCCUGACCAUUAUAAUUUACAAACAUCACUGGCUAAAUUAAAGAGUUUUGUUGAUCAGUUUAAUAGUGAGAUGUCUCAUACUAUGAUGGCUUUAAAUACUGAUCAUUCACGACGUGAUGGUCAUUCUUUUCGUUCAAGUGCCAGUGGUAGUAGUUGUGAUAUUGGUUGUUUACCCAGUACUAGAGAUAGUGGGAUACAUUCUAAUGGGGAAAAUAGUCACAGUCGUUCUUCACGUUUACCAGAUAAUCUGGAUAGGGGUAAUUUUCUACCAGAGUGGAUAGAACAAUCAAGUGGAUAUUUAGAUCAGGAUACAGGACGUUCCCGUGAAACAUAUCGUGAUUUACAUCGUAUGAAACUAGCAGCUAGAAGUCAGCCAGAUCUAUCUUCAUAUAAUAAAACAUAUAACAGACAUAAUCAUCUAGUAGACUCACAUACUCGUAAUCUAGACAGUUUGUCAAGUCUUCAUCAUGUUGAUAAUAAAUUUAAACGACCACGUUCACGACGACUAGAUGCUUCAGAAGGAUUGUUAAUAAACAAACGACCCGUCUCUAUGUCCCAUAAUCAAGUCAAUGCUGUUAGGGAACUAAGUUAUGUAAAUAAUUCACCAAGAGGACGUCCAGCUUCUGCUAUUGAUUUCAUGCUACCAUCAUCAGAUUCUCGUCAAAAGAAUAAUCGUGAUCAUCUGCUGCACAGACCCCACACUUCGCUUGGACCAUUAACAAGGGACCCAGUUUCACGAAUUCCAAACAGUCGUAGCUUUCAAUCAGAUAAUUAUGCCAGUGACAGUAGCAGGGAAUAUUCAACAACUCCCAGAUCAAAACCUUUCAUUAAGGAAGAAACUCCUCAAAAACAUGUGAUACAUAGAAAUGACAAAAACAGACAUCGUGAUAAUAGUGACUACGAGGAGCGCCGCAGUGAAUAUGAUGACAGGCGUGAUCAUAGCUAUGGAAAUCAGAGUCGUGACAAUUAUGAACGUGAUACUGGAAAUUAUCCAUCAGGUCGUGAUGCUGGAAAUUUAGAAAGAAAUAGUGUUCAAGGAAACUAUGCCCCUAAUUGUGAUAAAGUAAAUUAUGACAGAAAUUUUGAUGGACAUUAUUAUGACAAUAAUGAAUCACAGUAUCACCCAGAUGAAUCUGAAACAUAUCCCAGUGUGAAUGGAAUUUCCCAAUAUCAUGCUGAUGUUGAAGAUGAAGAUGACACUGCUAUUCAUCCUACUGAGAAUAUUCACAAUAACAAGGUUAAAUAUGAUAACCAUGCCGAUCUAGAUUACGGACAAAAUCAGGCAUAUCUUGAACCACAGAAUACCUAUGAUGGAAAUAGCUUUAACAAUAGUGAACAUGCUGCGUCUGAUAUGAGUCAAGAAGAUAUUGAUAAAUCGGCUAUGAGAAGUUUACGUCUUGAUGAUAUUCAGGAUUCAAUAUUACAAAGUAACGAGCGUGAAGUGGAAGGAGAAUCAAGUGACCCUUUACCUCAGAUUUCACUUCAUUUGUCUCAUAAUAACAUCAGUCAACUUAGUAAUAGUGAUAAUCAUGAAUUUGUGCAACCAAAUGACAAAAAGGACAGUAACUCAUUGCCGAAAAAUCUUAACACAGACCCCCAAUCUCAGUCAAUUUGUAUUCCUACAGAUAUUGAUGUUCGUAAAAAUUUAGAAAAUAAGAAAAAGAAGAAAACCACUAAGCGUUAUACAUCAUUAGAACAUAUACCUAUGGCUGAUGAUAGUAGAAAAAGUAAAAAUAUCAAAUCUUCAUUGAAAAAUCUAUUUUCUAAGAAAAAAGGAUCAGUUAAAAUGGAUGAUCUAGAAGCUGAAUUUGCUAAAGAAUUAAAAAGACAAAAGGCUACAUUAAAAUCAAGUAAUUUCCCCCAAAAUGGAAUGAAAAUUCACCUUAUUGAUAAUAAUAAUAGCAAAGUUUCAACUUUUAAAAAUCUAAGACCACAACUAUUUACUAUAUUUCAAAGAGAACCAGCUAAUAACUAUGUUUCAUAA
Molecule: messenger RNA, 3210 nt
Organism: Lottia gigantea (owl limpet)
Lineage: Eukaryota; Metazoa; Mollusca; Gastropoda; Lottiidae
Exons: 14
Coding region: 1-3210 (1069 amino acids)
Molecular function (GO): guanyl-nucleotide exchange factor activity
Source: RefSeq, a predicted model, not a curated record